Molecule: messenger RNA, 1107 nt
Organism: Aspergillus candidus
Lineage: Eukaryota; Fungi; Ascomycota; Eurotiomycetes; Eurotiales; Aspergillaceae
Exons: 2
Coding region: 274-1002 (242 amino acids)
Source: RefSeq, a predicted model, not a curated record
UCACAUGUCUUCAGGGAGCAAUUCCUACUACUCCGAGUGCUUUGGAAAGUCAAUGCCAUCUCUAGAUUACCGUCUUUCCUCGACUUGAACCAUUGGCUGCCAAAAGCCAGCGAGAAGUUGGAGAAUCUUCCCUCAUGGAAGAAAUACUGCCAAAGUUUCACGGGCUCGAUCCCCGAAGGGACAUUUGCACCAGCCCGUCAUUAUCAACUGGAAGUUUCUAAAACAAAACAGGAUUAUAUUACCGGCAGUGUUGUCUUCACUCCCAAAGUUCACAUGACUCGUUCCAAGACGCAAGCCGCACAGCCUUCGAUCCGCCAACCGGACUUUACCGCCGCGACUCCUCCUCCGAAGCCCAUCCAGGGUUUCGAAACACCCCGCGUUGAUGACGAGGAAGAUACGAGUUACCUAGGUUCUUCGUCGCUGCCUCCAUCUCGCUACAGUACUGUCAGCCCCGAUGAUGAAUUCAUGUACCCCCCAACGAAAGAUGAGCAGAUUGUAAAUACAGCUCUCCUGGUCUUUCUUGAUUCUAUCACACUCCACUUCGACCUUUCUGUUGGCUGGUCUCCGCACCGAAAGCCUUUGACGGCGGAAUUUACCAACGCAAAUUUCCAAGCAAGGACGGACGGCUACCUUGCCGAUCGCAGUGAGGAUAUCAAGGCUAUCAUAGAAGUUAAGCCGGUACUCAGGCAGACAAAAGAACCGCAGAUUCGCAUACAAGAGAGUCAUCAGAUGGUGGCUGGCUUACUGGAAGACUACAAGUCAUCAGUCCCCGCAUGUCGGAAGAAGCCUCGUACUAUUAUAUCACAAGAUAGGCAGGAGAUCUAUAUCUCUGUCGCUAAGUACAGCAAUGAUUACAUCAACUAUCUCCAGACCGGGGAUAUGAGCAGCGAUCCUUUCAUGGUGAUGCAUCAAUUUGGUCCCUGGAACAUUAACGAUGCCUCUGCCAUGUCCAAACUAGGCCCAAUUCUUCUAGCGAUCAGCCUUAGUGCCCAGCAUUACUAGAUGGAAAAGCGCCUUCUUGAUAGUUGUCCUGCUUCUUGCUUUUUGUAUUUAUCCUUUUGAUCCGCUAGUACUAGUAUGAGGAAAGGAGGUACCACUUGGCUACAA